UCCAAAUCUUUUCAUUACGAUGAAGUCCGAGAAUGAGUUUUACAUCUCAAGAAGUAUGUAACAAAAGAUAAAACUUUAAGGCCACAUUGCAGCUUCAGCAAAAUGAGGAAGAGAAAGAGGACAAUGAUUUUUAAUGCAAAUAUGCCCUCCAGUGACCUAUCAUGGCUUAUUCUCUACUAGAUGAAGAACAAAACUCAUCACAACACCACACAAACCGUUGAUAGUGACUUCAGAAGGGAUCUCCCCGUUCCUCUUAAUUUCCAAUCUUAUCCUCCUUCUCCCCUCUCCAAUAUUAUGUUCACAGAUCACUGAUAAGGAAGGUUUCUACCAAAAGCAAGGGCAUUCUUGUCAAGUACAAAAAGUUCCUGCACUUGCCGCGUAGUUCGUGCACUUGCCAAGUGAUGACCUGAUAGGCACAGAUUAUCUAUCUACACUAAGUUAUGCAGCGUUAUUGAGUGCACAUAACUACUUCACAUUUGUCCCAAAAUGCAGAAUUCCUCGCCGGAAUCCGUCACGUUAUCCAACAAGUUAGCACGGUCGCCGAGCGAUCAACGCUGGUCCGAUGAUGCCGACAUUUUAGACAUGGAUGGUUUCAUCAAGACUCUCUUAGGAAUCCAGGGGAAGGGAGUUAGGCCUGACUUGAUUGGCUCAAUCAUCACACAUUAUGCCUCUAAAUGGAUUCCUGACCUAGCUGGAGACGAGCCAAAAAGUGCGGUUUCCAGCUUCCAAGACUCGCCGGAGAGUAUCACUGUCUCAUGGAUGAAGCAGAAGCUCUUGAUUGAGACUCUAGUUGGAAUUCUGCCCUCAGAGAAGGACUCUGUCCCCUGCAACUUCCUGCUACGUCUCCUACGUCUUGCUAACAUGGUCGGCGUGGAGGCUAAGUGUCUUGCUAAGCUUGAAAAGCGUGUUUCUUGGCAGCUCGAUCGGGCUUCGUUGAAAGAAUUGAUGAUACCAUGUUUUAGCCACACGUGUGCCACGUUGCUCGACUGUGAGCUCGUGCUUCGGCUGGUGAGAGGGUUCUUGAGCUCGGAGGAAACCGUUAGGAGUGGCGCUGCCCUUGCGAAAGUGGCAAAGCUUGUGGAUUGUUAUCUUGCUGAGGCUGCCGUUGAUUCCCAUUUGACAUUGCCUGAGUUUUUCGCGCUCGCUUGUGCCGUUCCAAGCCAUGCACGUUCAACAGAUGACGGACUCUAUCGUGCGGUGGAUAUAUAUCUCAAAGCACAUCCAGGAUUGCCAAAGCAAGACAGGAAGAGACUUUGCACUUUAAUCGACAGCAGAAAGCUCUCAGCAGAGGCAUCACUUCAUGCAACUCGGAACGAGAGGCUUCCAGUUCGGGCCGUGAUCCAAGUCCUCCUCUCGGAGCAAACCAAGCUCAGCAAGCAAGUCGACUGGAGUGGGCCCUUGAGCAGCGGCCGUAGCCCGGCGGUGGGGCCCGAGGGCCCGGCCCGGUGCAUGUCGAGACGCGAGAUGUUCACGCAGCAGAUGGAGAUGAAGAGGUUGAAGGAGGAUGUUCUGAGGCUGCAGAGCCAGUGCAUGAAAAUGGAAGGCGUGAUUGAGCAGAUGUUGGAAAAAAAGAAGGGAAGUUUCAGGUGGAAGAAGCUUUUGGAGUUGCAGUGUUUGAGGCCCGCAAAUGAUCAUGAUAGGUUUUUGAAUCACUAUGUUGAGGCUUGAGGAGUGAUUUGGUGUAUUUGUUGGUUUAUUUCCACUGGGGUUAUAAUUUGUAAUGUUUUUUUUUCAAUUUUUUUUAAAUAAUACUAACUAUUAUUAGUGU
Molecule: messenger RNA, 1768 nt
Organism: Sesamum indicum (sesame)
Lineage: Eukaryota; Viridiplantae; Streptophyta; Magnoliopsida; Lamiales; Pedaliaceae
Product: Phototropic-responsive NPH3 family protein
Source: RefSeq, a predicted model, not a curated record